Molecule: messenger RNA, 1992 nt
Organism: Aspergillus terreus NIH2624
Lineage: Eukaryota; Fungi; Ascomycota; Eurotiomycetes; Eurotiales; Aspergillaceae
Product: fungal specific transcription factor domain-containing protein
Exons: 8
Coding region: 1-1992 (663 amino acids)
Biological process (GO): DNA-templated transcription
Molecular function (GO): zinc ion binding; DNA binding
Source: RefSeq, a predicted model, not a curated record
AUGGCCCAGCACUGCUGCUCGCCCUACGAUGAGGCCCCAACAAUCACACCCAUGUUAUCACAGUUCAGGGCAUCAAAGCGGACUACAGUUCGCAAGAAGUUUAGCAAACCGCCUGUCAAGUUAGCUUGUCUCUCCUGUGUGCGAAUAAAGGGAAGAAGUGCUCUUAUCUUCCCAGUAAACGCGGGAGAGCAAGAAAGUCGAACUUGUCUACUAUUCCCAAAAAACGUGCCCCAGAUGGGAGGUCUCUUCAGAUGUCUUCCGCUACCCUCGAUGAACGGACCAACAGGAGAAUACUUUACGGUAGAUAGAUGCAUCGCAACCGGAAGUAUCCCUUUCGGGACAGAUUUGCAAACGAUGUUUGCGGGCCUCGUGGGCCCCUACGAUGUACGCGGUAGAGAAGUGAGCGUAUAUCACUCCUCGGGACUCCCAGAAACAAUCCCCAUGGGAGCUCCUGUGCGAAUAUACGGCAGUGAAACAGAGAUCCUUGAUGCCUACUACAGAUUUAUCCACCCCUACUUUCCCAUCCUGCCACAACGAAUGACCUGUUCAACCUCAGACUGUCCCUUUCCAAGAAAUGCUUUUGUGCAUGGUACUUCAUUCGAGCCACCAUACCGACCCCGUUCUCCUCUGAGCUUAGCCAUCUCCUCCAUCCUGGCACUUGUUCCACAUCCAGAGGAUUCAGACCCGUCCUCCGAAGAGUCUAUAGCUUUGCGUCGAACGUAUUCGCAUACAUUUGCGCAGAUGGCCAAUCUUAACAUCGAGGCAGAUUGUGAACGAGAUACUCUGAGCAGAUCACCCCUUACAACACGUGAACCCUUCCACGCUUAUGUGCCGAUUGAUUUGGAAAAGAUACUGGCGCUCCUUGUUCUAUCCAUUUACGAAUACACUCAGCGUGGUAACUUGACUAAAAUGAGAUACCGCGCCGGCCAAGCAUUGACAAUGGCCCUGGACAUGGGCAUCCAUUCUUUGGGAGAGGAGAACACUGAGUUCGCAGAGGCACAGCGACGGGCAUGGUGGAUGACAUACUACUGUGUUCUACAAGGGUCCAUUGUCAGCGAGAGCGGAUGGAGUAUCCUCAUCCAGGCACAACAAGCACUGGCGCUGGCCGACCAGUUCACCUUGGACUUGACGCGCUGUCUAAGUACAGGAACGAACAUGCCUUACAUAUACCAUCGAAUGAAGGGCCUUGAUGAGACUAUCAAUACCAUGCUCGCUCAGUCUCAGCUGCUUCCAGUUAUCUCUCCCUCCUUUGACGUUGAUGAUUGGUCGGAGUGUGCCACAGCUAUGAGUAUACGCGCCAUCUCCAGGAUCAAACUUUUCAGUGCUCAGAUAAAGGUCCAUCAGUCACAGGCUUUCCUAGACAGUUCGAUAUUUAGUCGACGGCCAUACGAUCAUUCAGUAUGCUUCGGCCAGGGAGGUAUGGGCACUACAUCGCUGUCAGGCGAUUCUUUAUGGGAUGUGGACUACUACCCAGGGGAUAUGACACAAUCCCAGGCCUCCUCCCCCGUCAGCAGCUCGUGGUCGUUCUCAUCAACCUACCAAGAUUACUCAACGGCGCCAAUGCCGAACAUACAGACUGAGCUGCCUUUUAGCGUUAAACACUCUGCCAAGGUGUGUCUUCACGCAGCCCUCGCUAUGUCGCACAUGGUGCAGAUUCUUCCCAGCCAACAUCCAUUUUACGCGUCUGCAAAUGAUCCUUCGUUGCUCCAUUUCCCGUUGGCUAUACCAUCUUUCGCAUCUUGCCUGGCCCAGGGAAGUUACAUAAUGUCGACAAUAUGCUACAAGGCGCGAAUGGCCCAAAGGGCAUAUCCCGAACUAGAUCCCGGGACCUGCAGCAGUAUGGCUGCAUCAGAUCAGCUUGUUGAGCAGCUCAAGAGGGGCCUUCAGUGUAUCAUUGCAACUAUGGCAAAACACGCCAUUGCUUUUGAAGCCUUGCGGGGCAUUCGAGACGAGAUCGAGUGUGCCUACCAAAGAGCAUUUCCCGAGGCAUAA